GUCCUUCCGCAUGGCAGUAGGCACUAAUGGGUUAACUCCCUCGCACAGCGGAAGUACAGGAACCAAUAAACCUAAUUCCCAACCCCCUUACCCCAUCUCUUUUUUUCCUGUCCUCGCAUCAGGAAGGAUUCCCCUGUGCCGGUGUGGUUCCUCUCUGCCUCACCGAAGCGACCGGUUCACAUAUAGCCGGUGGAGCCUGGUAGCUGGGCUUUUAGAACGUGGUAAGACGCGGGGUGUGCAGUAAGGCGUUCUGAGUGCAGUAAGUCGGAUCCCGCGGUAAGACACUGUGUAGACUCUUGAUGAUGUCAUCUCUAGGCGCCCUUGGCUCUUAAAGCGCCCAUUACCUGUUGUACAGCAGGAGCAGGUUUUGUUUGCAGUACAUGCAGCAGGAGCCGUUUGCUGGUUGGGAGAGCCUGAAUAGCAUGAGUUCUAGGAGCCGGAGAUCCCGGUCAUCCUCUAGGGGGUCACCUAGAAGGAGGAGUCAUCAUUCAAGGAAGGCGGUGGAAAAAGAGUGUUCAAUAUGUGAUAAUCCAGCGAUGCAUAACAAAAAAGUAUGCCUAAUGUGCUGGGAAUCUAUGUCUGGCAAAAGAGCAGAUGAUCAAUGGAGUGCUAUGAGAGACUGGUUUAAGGAGUCUAUGUCUAAAUCACUGGAGGACCUAGUAGGAACUGUGACAGCUAAUGUGAUACAGAAAGUGGGUCCCAGUGCCCCAGUAUAUGGGGUAUGCUCAGAACCUAGACACAUGAAGAAGAUGUACCCGUAUGCGGAGGGGGAUGUGAGUCGGUGGACCAACCCCCCCAAAGUGGAUGCUGCCAUCACAAGGGUGGCUCGUAAGACCACAUUGCCAGUGGAUGAGGGGGUUUCCUUGAAGGAUCCUGUAGAAAGGAGACAGGAUACAGUGCUGAGGAAGGCCUAUUCAGUUUCGGGGCUACUCUGCAAGCCAGCGGUAGCAGUCACGUGUGUGGCAAAGGCAUCCAAAAUCUGGCUGCAAGAGAUAGAAACUGAGCUGCAGCUUGCUGGAGACAAAGACAAGGUGGGUCACCUAGUGGCUAUUGAUUUCAUCACGGACGCAUCAUUGGAGGUGCUGAAAUUGGCAGCCAGAAAUAUGGGGUAUGCAGUGGCAGCUAGGAGGAUGCUGUGGCUAAAACAUUGGCAAGCAGAUACCCCUUCCAAGUUCAAUCUGUGUGCGCUCCCUUUCGAGGGGGAGUUGCUGUUUGGGCCAAAACUUGACAGUAUUAUUUCUAAGGCUUCGGCGGGCAAGAGCUCCUUUUUGCCGCAAGAAAGGCGUGUGAGACGUCAGCCAGUCCGUGCAGGCUGGGCGGACAGAAUGCCGUUUAAGGAUGCCAAGACCUAUAGGCCUGGAAAGCAAUUUGAUAGGCAGCCCUUUUGGAGAAAUCGCGGGCAAAAUCAGCUCAAAAAAGAGUUCAAGCAGGGAAAGCCUAAAUCGUUCUGA
Xenopus laevis (African clawed frog) is the source of this 1451-nucleotide messenger RNA. RefSeq lists its product as uncharacterized. The transcript has 3 exons. The coding region runs from base 381 to 1451 and encodes 356 amino acids. The record is from RefSeq and is a predicted model, not a curated record. Lineage: Eukaryota; Metazoa; Chordata; Amphibia; Anura; Pipidae.